Molecule: messenger RNA, 219 nt
Organism: Colletotrichum lupini
Lineage: Eukaryota; Fungi; Ascomycota; Sordariomycetes; Glomerellales; Glomerellaceae
Exons: 2
Coding region: 1-219 (72 amino acids)
Source: RefSeq, a predicted model, not a curated record
AUGGCCGAAUCAACCUCGAAACCUACGCCGCCGGCAGGAUCGCCUGCGGCACAAUCUCCGCAGUCGGCCAGAUCUCCCUCGAAGACCAAGACUCCGUCGGACGCAGCUGGGUUGUUCCCCGCUGGAGCCACUGACCUGGAGGCUGAUAUCGCAAUCGAUGAUGGCGAAUCGAAUGUGUGCGACGUCUUGCCCCAAGAUGGGCCCAUUCCUCCAUCGUAG